Cololabis saira (Pacific saury) is the source of this 1077-nucleotide messenger RNA. It is a transcript of the gene fbxo2, whose product is annotated as F-box protein 2. The coding region runs from base 158 to 688 and encodes 176 amino acids. NCBI's taxonomy places the organism in Eukaryota, Metazoa, Chordata, Actinopteri, Beloniformes, Belonidae. Gene Ontology annotation, cellular component: SCF ubiquitin ligase complex; cytoplasm. The record is from RefSeq and is a predicted model, not a curated record. Gene Ontology annotation, molecular function: ubiquitin protein ligase activity. The transcript is spliced from 6 exons. Gene Ontology annotation, biological process: glycoprotein catabolic process; SCF-dependent proteasomal ubiquitin-dependent protein catabolic process.
CCCUACGUGUGUCGGUGUGUGUGUGCAUAAUCUAUAAAGGUCUGUGUGGGACGAGGGGGCUGCUCUGCAGAGAGGCUGGACCGGUGCUCAGGAAGAGACACAGAGGAACACACGGCCGUGCUAACUGUUCUUUGACUCCUUUCCCUACUCUGUGAUCAUGGCCAGAAACCUGCUGAAGAAUCCCAGUGGGGAAGAGCAGCUGGAAUUCUGGGACCUGACAGAAAAUGGUGGGAGCCAGUGGAAAGUGGAGGACAUGCCGGGGGACUGUGGUCACGACUUCUGCAGUUAUGGAGUCACUACAUAUUUUGUAACCUCUUUUGAGUUGUGUUUGAAGAGACAGGUCCUCGACCUGCUAGCAGAGGGUUUCUCCUCCGAACAGCUGGACGCUCAGCCCGACGUCACCGUGGAAGACUGGUACUGCGGCAGGACGGACUGCGGCUGCACCUAUCAGAUGACCGUCUCUCUGCUGGACGAGAACCAGGAGCUCCUGCAGGAGUUCAAACCUGAGCCCGUGACGCUGGACCCAGACAGUGACGACUGCUCAUGGAAACAGGUCACCCACACGUUUUCCGAGUACGGCCCGGGGAUGCGUUUCAUCUCCUUCGAACACGGGGGACAGGACACCAAGUUCUGGGACGGCUGGUUCGGGGUCCGGGUCACUGGAAGCUCUGUCAUUGUUCAGGUCUGAACAAGUGGACGGAUGAGGAGAAGGAAACCGAGUACACCAGUAGUGAGAAGUAGAGGAGACGAAGAAAGUAUUGUAAUAUGAGAGAAUGUGCGGGUUGAGAUAGGAAGAGUGCCAGAUCUGCUUUCUGUUGGCAUUCUGCUGCUGUUCACGCUGAAGAAACACAUUGCUGCAUCGAGGAUUCUAGUAAAAGCAACCCUGCACAAUCCCGCCAUGGUGCCACCUUAGCUUUAAUAACCUUGAGGUGUUAAAAUCGCAGCAUUAAUCAUGUUAACUACUACCUCUGCACGGUUAAAGCAUCCCACAUACUUGGGUGCUGAAAACAAUCAAAUGGCUUCUCAUACGGGAAUUCAAAUGAUGAAAUAAACUAAACUCCUCGCUGUUAAAGUACA